Molecule: messenger RNA, 1299 nt
Organism: Anas platyrhynchos (mallard)
Lineage: Eukaryota; Metazoa; Chordata; Aves; Anseriformes; Anatidae
Gene: RBM43
Product: RNA binding motif protein 43
Molecular function (GO): RNA binding
Source: RefSeq, a predicted model, not a curated record
GAAUCCACCCUCGGCCGCCCUCAGGGGGAAGGGGCCGGCCCUCCCGGCGCCCGCCCAUCGCUUUCUCUUUCGUUUCCCCGGUCCAGCACCACCGGGGACCGGGGAAGCCGCCUCUAAGGGCCACCGGGGGCCGGCGCAGCGACGGCCAUGGACACGGGACGAGCGGCUAAAUCGGCAAGGACAGUUGUCAUCUCUGGUGUUCCAGAUGGCGUUCUGAAGGAUGAUGUCAUGAGUGACAUACUGGUGAUUCAUUUCCAAAAGUCAAAGAACAAUGGUGGAGAUGUGGAGGACAUAAUAUACCCAACAAGGGAAAAAGGAGUUGCGUAUGUAACUUUUGAAGAUCAAGAAGUUGUAGAGAGUGUUCUAAAGAAGAACGAGCAUCGACUAGAAGACAAGAGACUGUCCAGAUACUACCCUUUGAAAGUAACUCCUUACUUCACAAACGUCUUCAGCUCUGUCACUUCUGUCCUCAAUAUGUCUGUUUUCAAAGAUCAGUAUGUUUUAGAAGAUCUGAUACAAGAACUUAAAAAGAAGAACACCGCUUUGAGCUUUGGCCCUCUGCAAUCCAAUGGACAUAUUUCUGUUCAAGGGUCAUUUCCAGCAAUCAAAAUGCUAAGAGAUUGCCUUUUACUAAAAGCAAAAUCCCUUUCAGAGGACAAAAAUGAAGAAAGGAAGUCCCGUCAGAGACAGAAGAAGCAGCAGCAGCAGUGCAGACUUACCACAGAUACAAAUAAUUUUGUUCUUGAUGCAGAAAGGGAAAAGCAAGUGGUUGUUCUUGACACAGAUAUAUAUCUCUAUAUGAAGAACGUUCUUCCCAAGAAACUCCUAGCAAAUACUGAUGUUGUAAUUUCUGACAUCACGGAUGGUGAUAUAACUACACUAUAUCUUCAGAAAACUAGAAGUAGGCCCAAUGCUGCACAGGUAUUAGCAUUCAAAGAGGAAAUUGAACGUCAGUCUCUAAAACUUCACAACACUUUAUGUAAAGAAAGGAUAUACCUUGAGGAGUACACCAGAGAAGAAAAGCAGAAAUAUCAAUUGAUGUGUGAAACUCUAAAAUCCCACUACCCUUCUGUUUUGGUUAUUCCUUAUGAUACUCACAUUGAUGUGAUAGGAAAUUCUUCUGAGGUUUUCGAAUUUACAAGGGAAGUGAACAAAGAGGUUCAGAGCCUGUUUCAACACAGGUAGAAAGAUAGCAUUCAUGUUAUUCUACACAUUGUGCUUCUAAUAAACUGUACUGUUGCAGCCUGUGCACCUCAGUGUCACUUCAGCUUUGCCUCAUUUCUCCCGUGCACGGCCUGG